CACACACCAUCGGCUCUGAUGCUCGCAGUCUUGUUGGACCCGAAUCUGCUCAUGGCCUUCGGCGCGGUACCGUGGAACGAUGACAUCACCGCGUGACAGUCUCCACUCGCUGCGCGUGAGCUGAUCGAUCACACAUCAGCUGGCCCAGUCCUCCUAGUGGUCCCAGUGGAGUCCAGAUGCUGCCAGCCUCCAUCCAGAUAACUGGGGAGCUGCUGUCCGCGGCUGAGGUCCAGGACAUCUGUGAGAGCCUGAAGGAGGACGGCGUCCGGCUGCUGUCUGUCCGCGGCUGCCAGCUCUCUGACCGCGAUUUCGGCCGCUUCUGCCGCAGCGUCGCCGAGUCGCGCUCGUUGGCCCAACUCAACCUGAACCUGGGCGUGGUCUCCAGCAUCAGCCGGACGCGCCACCUGGCCGACGCCCUGAAGACCAACCGCUCCCUGCAGACGCUGUUCCUCCACGGUUCCCCGCUGCUGGACGCCGGACUGGUGGCCCUAAACCCGGCCCUGUCCACCCACCCGUCCCUAGUAUGUCUGGAUCUGGGAGACUGCAUGCUGGGAGAGGAGGCGCUGGCUCUGAUUUGCGGGAUGCUGCCGCCGGAUGGAGCCAAAUCAGGUCUAAGGGAGCUGACUCUGAGUGCUAAUCCCCGGAUCAGCUCCAAAGGCUGGGCUCGUUUUGCCAUCGCUGUGGCUCACAGCUCGCAACUCCGAGUGCUGAACCUGGACUACAACCCACUGGGAGAUCAGAUUGCAGCAAUGCUGGCAGUUGCUGUGGCAUCUAGCAGAACCCUGGAGGUCCUGGACCUGGAAGGAACUGGACUUACCAACCAGUCUGCACAGGUGUUCCUGGACAUGGUGGAGAACUACCCAACUAGCUUACGGGUUCUGGUUCUGGCUGAGAAUGACAUUAGUCCUGAGCUGCAACAACAGAUCAGUGACCUGCUGUCUGAAGGAGAGGAAGAAGACAACAGGGAGGUCCCACCUCCGCUGGGAGGCCACGCCCCCAGCAGUGCUCUCCAGCCAAUCAGAGAGAAGCACCAGCCCCUCACCUGGGUCCCCCACAGCAACUCCAGACCCACGAUGGUCAUGCUGACGUCAGAUCUAGGUGAGACCUUAUUGGCUGAGCAUGAGAUGUGACCCCUCCCACAAACACUCACUUCCUGUUUGAAUAUUGUCACUUUCUGAAUUGAAUGUUUGUUUCUCUGCACUUACCUUCACAAACUCUUCUUGGUCUGAGGUAGCACUUGGGAAAUGGAGGGACUUUUAGAGACGUGUGCUGUUUCUGAUGAAUGUAUCUUCAGGUGUGUUGAUUUGUUCUGUUGUGAUGAUGUCACAAUAAAAAUCAGUUUACAGCUUUGUAAGUAA
Messenger RNA from Girardinichthys multiradiatus, 1358 nucleotides. It is a transcript of the gene lrrc73, whose product is annotated as leucine rich repeat containing 73. Bases 177 to 1130 code for a protein of 317 amino acids. Lineage: Eukaryota; Metazoa; Chordata; Actinopteri; Cyprinodontiformes; Goodeidae. The transcript is spliced from 7 exons. Gene Ontology annotation, molecular function: protein binding. The record is from RefSeq and is a predicted model, not a curated record.